AUGCUCGCCGUCCUUAGUCUAUGCCAAGUGCAGUGGCACAUGCAACAGCAUGUACAGAAACACUUCAAGGGUUUAUCUUCGAGUACUGUACCGUACGUAGCUAGACGUCGAGGGAAAGCUUGGUCUCGGGACUCUUUCGGCGACAACACCUCCAAGCAGGGCGCGGUGUUCAUCUUCUGGUCCAUCCGUGCAGGAACAGGCGGCAGCGCUGAAACAUCCAUGAUACUACGUUCUCCCGCAGCUGCCGCAAACUGCAAGCCCACUUGUCUCGAUGCUGCCGGUGGUGGCUCUGUCGGCGAUGCUCGCACGCACGCUCGUCACGAAGCGGCCCGCCCAAUGCAAAGCAUCCCGCGAACAUCCCAAACAUGGGAUUGCCCGCCUGCCGAAUAG
Purpureocillium lilacinum is the source of this 390-nucleotide messenger RNA. The record is from RefSeq and is a predicted model, not a curated record. Lineage: Eukaryota; Fungi; Ascomycota; Sordariomycetes; Hypocreales; Ophiocordycipitaceae.